UUUAUUCUACUAUACCUAUUGACAUUUCAUUGUCGUGUGUGUGUCGGUCGCGUGUGAGACGCAUUGACAUUUGAAUUAUUUACAUUCAGAGGGUUUCAAAGUUUAAUUUGUAUCGCUGAUGGAUGAUUUCAGAGUUCUUGAAUUAUUCAGUGGAAUUGGCGGAAUGCAUUAUGCACUCAAAUCAAGCCAAAUUCCAGGAACUGUUGUUGCGGCUGCCGACAUAAACACCAUCGCCAACGAUGUUUACAGGCACAAUCAUCCCGAUAUCAAAGUGUUGAACAAUAACAUACAGAAAUUUACGCCUGAAUUCAUCCGUACGUUAAAUGUUAAUACCAUUCUCAUGUCACCGCCAUGCCAACCAUUCACAAGGGUCGGUAAUCAAAUGGAUGUAGAAGACCGACGAGCAGAUCCAUUCGUUCACAUUUGUCAGAUCUUGCCGGAGCUGAAGUGCAUCGACUGGAUUUUAAUGGAAAAUGUGAAAGGCUUCGACACAUCCAAGGCAAGAGAAAUGUUUGUCGAGUCGUUGAGGCAAUCAGAAUUUCACUAUCAAGAAUUCAUUUUGAGUCCGACGCAACUGGGAAUACCGAACAGUCGUCAUCGGUAUUAUUGUUUGGCGAGAAGAUCGAAAGCAUUCACAUUCGCCAGUGAAAGGAUUCUGACGUCACUGCCUUCAGCGGACACCAUGGUACCUGAUGUGCAACAGAUAUCGCAAUUUAUUUCGUCAGUGGAUGCAAAUGGACUUCCGCUUCCCGAAAAGGUCCUGCAAAAAUAUUUUUCCGUGCUGGACAUCUGCUAUCCGGAUUCGAUUAAUUCAAUGUGCUUCACGAAAGCCUACACACACUACGCUGAGGGCACUGGAUCCGUUUUUUGUCCAUUAGACCGAAAUGCUGUCGAUAAGUGCUGCAGUCAGCUUGAACUCAUUUUUGACGACAAGACGACGGUAGAUCUGCUAAAAUCGUUGCAGUUGCGUUAUUUCACCCCAGCUGAAGUGUCGAGGCUAAUGUGCUUUCCAGAAAAUGAUUUUUCGUUUCCCGAGAAAAUUUCGAAUAAAAGCCGCUACAGGCUGCUGGGAAACAGCAUCAAUGUUCUUGUUGUUAGUGAAUUGAUUAAAUUGCUGUACGAAGAUUGAAAAA
Molecule: messenger RNA, 1133 nt
Organism: Bradysia coprophila
Lineage: Eukaryota; Metazoa; Arthropoda; Insecta; Diptera; Sciaridae
Gene: Mt2
Product: tRNA (cytosine(38)-C(5))-methyltransferase
Cellular component (GO): nucleus
Molecular function (GO): methyltransferase activity
Source: RefSeq, a predicted model, not a curated record